Molecule: messenger RNA, 1359 nt
Organism: Capronia coronata CBS 617.96
Lineage: Eukaryota; Fungi; Ascomycota; Eurotiomycetes; Chaetothyriales; Herpotrichiellaceae
Exons: 1
Coding region: 1-1359 (452 amino acids)
Biological process (GO): steroid biosynthetic process
Molecular function (GO): 3-beta-hydroxy-Delta5-steroid dehydrogenase (NAD+) activity
Source: RefSeq, a predicted model, not a curated record
AUGGCAAGGAAUCGGCCGUCUCCCAAGUCUUACGGCACGGUACUUGUUGUUGGAGGCUGUGGGUUCCUCGGUUCGCGCGUAGUCGAUCAGCUGCUCAACUUCCCGUCAGAGGACGCAGGCGUGGGCGAGAGUCAACCCGAAUCGCAUCUGGGCCCCGGCAAGGCAUCCAGCAGGGAUGGCGCUGGCAAUGGUCAGUCCCUAGAGCGUCACAGUUACGAAGUACACAGUCCUGCAACCUCCGACAUCACGACGAUCACAUAUCCGAGUCUGCGUUCACGAUAUCCUCCCAUUUCCUCUUCCGGCACUCGAGUCCAUGCCCUCGAUCUCCGCUGCACGCAGCACGUCUUCCCCAAUUGCACGUACCAUGAAGCCGACAUCACGAACGCCGAUGCCCUUUUGGAAGUGUUUCGCAAGGUGAAGCCGGACGUGGUCAUCAACACCGCCUCGCCGUCAUGGGAGGCUCCCGCGGAGAUCUUGAAGAAGGUGAACAUCGAUGGGACACAGACUCUGCUCGAAGUCGCGGGUGGAAAACUUGGUGACUGGGGUGGAACGUGUGGCGUCUUUGUACACACAAGCAGCGCGAGCGUCGUGCAUGACGGGGAGUCAGACCUCAUCAAUGCAGACGAGCGAUAUCCCUACGUCUGUCCGAACCCUCGAGAAUACUACUCGGAAACGAAAGUCCACGCCGAAAAGCUGGCUCUCGAAGCCAACGACAAGCCAGAUUAUGGUCACAUGUUGACCUGCGCCGUUCGUCCAGCCGGUAUCGUGGGAGAAGGCGACAGAGCAGGGUUCAGUGGUGGGAUUCUACGAACAGCCAGCGUUGCGCCGGGAUGGCAGCUACACAUUCAGAUCGGGUCUGGCGAUAACCUCUUUGACAACACCUACGUCCACAACGUAGUGUACGGCCUCCUGUGCGCCGCGGACGCCUUGCUCACCACCCGCGCCCGCCGGCAGUCCGGUAAAGCCAUUGAGCUCGACCAUGAACGCGUGGAUGGCGAGGCAUUCAAUGUGACCAAUGAUCAGCCUGCCUACUUCUGGGACUCCUCACGGUAUCUAUACAGCCGGUACGGUCGGGACAUCAACACGGACAAGAUCUGGGUCCUACCCUCCGGCCUUGCCUACGCGGUGGGCGCUGCAGCGGAAACGUUCAAUUGGCUCUCGGGCCGUAAGGGCAAGCUCAACCGCCAGACGGUGAAAUAUGCCUGUAUCCACCGCUACUACUCAUGCGAGAAGUUGAGGCGGCGCACGGGAUACAUGCCCAUAGUCCCCAUUGAUGAAGGCUUUGCCCGUGCCGUGAAAGAGUAUAAACUCCACGAGGAGGAGACGCGUCAGACCCAGGGUCAAAAGAAGACGCAAUAA